Messenger RNA from Porites lobata, 4239 nucleotides. The record is from the annotation of a GenBank genome assembly. NCBI's taxonomy places the organism in Eukaryota, Metazoa, Cnidaria, Anthozoa, Scleractinia, Poritidae.
UUUGAUUAUAUGUUAUUCCUGGCCCUGUUCAGCUACGUUGUUCUUGUUCGUCAAGACAAAAUUCCUUCCAUCGCCGAAAUUGUGCUUAUCAUCUUCGUUUGUACUUUGUGCGCUGAGGAAAUCAGACAGGUAAUACAAUGUUGUACAUAACGACCUCUAGCCUAGCUGGUGACUCUUUGACACUUAAAAAAGAGAUCACUUAUGUACUACAUACAUUGAACUUCACUUGCUUUUAGAAGAGAGUAUAAUUUUGCUGAUUUUAGUGCCCCGCGUACGGUACUCGUUGGGCGCGGACAGAUUUUAACACACACUUUUUUAAAGUACCGAGUGCUAGGGAUCGAUGGAUGAAUGGACGGAUAGGUACUUUAUUGGUAUGGACAUCGCAGCCAGAGGCUGAACUACGUAUAUACAUACAAAAGACAAAAACUACUAAAUUAUACAGAACGCAUAAAUUACAAUCGAUUUAAGAAAUUCAAAAGCUUUAACUACAAAGGAUAUCUAAAUACACAAAAAAUUUAUAAAAAACGAACAAAGUUUUAUUUUAAAAAAACUGGUGGCUAUUAGAAUGCGUUUACCCGAAGGUAUUGGGAAUUAAUAAAACCACUCUUGGCCCUAAAAGUUUUAAACUUGACACCAAAAGUCCUGGCAUGCCUGAAGGGGUUUGACCGUGUAUAUUGAGUAAAAUUGCGGAACAAUGCGGUUUGCGAUUUAUAUAAAAGAUUGCUCUUUUUUUGGUAGAUUCUUCAUUCCGAACCUCCAACACUGAAAAACAAAUUCAAAACAUGGGCCUCCAGUUACUGGAACCGUUUCGACGGCCUCGCAGUGGUAUCGUUUUUCAUUGGCCUUGGACUCAGACUAUAUCCACCAACGCGUGAUGCAGGUCACGUGGUAUACUGCUUUGAUGUGGCUUUGUGGAUUAUGCGUUUGAUGCACUUUUUUUCUGUUAGCAAAUACAUGGGACCUUAUGUGGUGAUGAUUCACAGGAUGGUAAGGGGACGACAGUUAUUGAAGAUCAUUUAAAUAUUUAGCUUCAAAGUAACACGCCGGGUUACCAAGUAAUUUCUCUAUUUGGAGUUCAAAUUUACUACAUUACAUUAUUUAUAAGCACGCAUGAUUCAUAUCCUGUACAUAAUUGUGAUGAUUACAGUAUACAAGUGUCACAUGUUGACGUAAAUACUCAAAGUAAAAGAGGAAAGUGUCCAAUUGAAAGCGGGCAAAACAUAACGGGGAUUCAUUCCAACUUGGUUGGAAAGCUUUGGGCGCAAGACACGGUAAACUUGUCGGGCUUCAUAACUAUUAGAUUAUAUUAACUACGACCCAGUGAACAGCGUAUAGUUCUCUGAUUUUAGUAACCAAAUUGAACUUACAGGGUAAUGAGUAAAACCAAUGCUAUUUCUAGGUUACAUAUAUUCCAUCAUAAAAGUGCAGGGCAAGCGCUAACCGGUUCUGUUUGAAAGUCAAGUAACUGAAUGAAAAAUUACUUUUACAUCAGAAAUUUCAUAUUUUGAAAAGAACCUUGAAGCAAUUAAAGAAAACACAUUCAGGAAAAUUUACCUUGAUAUUCUAUUAUUUUUAAGUCAUAAAAUUAUUUAGGAAGUGCGAGAAACACACUACUGCAGCUUUUUCGUAUUUCUUUAGCAACUUUGUUGUUGUUGCUGUUUGCUUGAUGGUGCUUGUCAGGGCAUUGACCAUUCUGGCCUUGCAAAACAUUUGUUAUUUAAUAUCUUUUGACUCCUUAGACUCUGGAUUUAAUGUAUUUUCUUCUGAUCAUGGUGGUUUUUUUCCUGGCCUAUGGAAUUCCUCAACAAGCUAUCCUGUACCCAAACGAAGGUCCUUCCUGGUCCAUGGCAUCUCGGGUCUUCUUCAGGCCUUACUUUCAGGCCUAUGGAGAACUCUUUUUGAAUGCUCCAGAUUUAAGUAAGUAUUUCGUUUUGAUAAUCGCGGAAUACCAGGUGAUGGCUACCAUUUCGUGAACAUGUAUUCGAGAAUAGAAGUUUUGUCGAGCGCAAUAGUCCGCGGUUACAUUUAUACUUCUACAGAAAACUUUCGUUAUUCAGCUCGCUUUUUCCUUUGUUUUAAGUUGAUCUUCGAUAAAGAUAUCCUUUACGCUCGAAAUGUGCUCCAUUUGUGAUUGGGGCUCUAUGAGCCUAUGGCUCUGUGGUCCCACAGUUUCUGGGUUUAUGUGUAUGUGGGUCUGGCUGUGGUAGCUAAUUGUCUCGUAUAUUUUAUUCCAGUUGAAAACACAACGACUGUUUUUGGCACUCCAAGAAAAGAUAGCUACGGGGACACAGUAGUGUCAUUCAUGACAGCGAUUUACUUGCUUGUCGUCAACAUUCUUCUGUUAAAUCUUCUUAUUGCUAUUUUCAAGUAAGUCUCCAAGAGUAAAUUGCUCUAUUAAAAAGUUGCCUAAGGCUCCUUCGAAUGACCAUAUUCCGGAAUAAGAAAACAUGGAAUAGAGUCAAAAAUCACUUGUUUUACACUAGUAAAAUUUAGAAAUCUGGAGGAUAUUAACAAAUGAGAUGAAAGUGGUCUGCUAAUGGUCCAAAAAUUGGGGAUUGAACGGAUUUGUCACAAAUUUCUGCGUAUUUUUAUUCCAGAACUCGAUAUGAAUACAGAAAGAUCGUCAUAAACAGUGGACUAAUUCGUUACGCUAUCACCGUACUAUUAUUUACAUGUAGACCUAACCUAGAUAAUCGAACUCUAGUUUUACAAUAACUGAGCGAUUUCUCGCGUGCUCUUUUGCCGAGAGGUACGGUCGAUAAGAUUGCAGACCAUGGAAAUGAUGUGGUGGUGGCACAAUUUGUUUUUGUCUUUUUUCUCCGCGCGAAUUUUCGAGAAGCUAGAAUCUAAAUGGAUUUCAACAACUACCAAUGUUAUUGUAAAAAUAUCGAAGACAAUGUUUUUGGUCGGUUCUCUUACAGAACAUAGAAAUAACGUCAAAAUGUUCAAAAGUCAAGUGUAACCAAGAGUCGCAGGCGAGUGGUUUUGCUGCAAACUUUUUAACAUGUUGACAUUAUUUCUAUAGUCUAUAAGAGUACAGACCAUGUAAAAUUGUCGUCGAUUUGUUAGUUCUUAAAAUGAUAAUAAUAAUCGAACGCUAGUUCUAUCGACCUCAACUUUGUGCCUGUCACUGAUUGAGUUCAACCAGAAACUCAUAAGGGUUGUUCAACCCCUCAUGAGUUUUUGGUUCAACUGAAUUCGAUAAUCGAACAAAAUAGAACAAUUACCGAACCAAUCGAACUUUUUUAACGCAGGGUGUCAGAGGCCUGUCCUUACGCUACGAGACUUAUCGACACAAUGGAACUUCAUUCGAAUGCUUUGUAAUAGACCUUUGGGUUGCAAGUCCAUCUCUCUUACCACUUGGCCACGCUGUCUCCACGAUUGAAAAACUGAACGAUUAGGUCCGAUUGCCUUCGACGGGGAUGGAGACCGUCGAUUAUUAAGGUGUAAUAUCCAUGACACUUAAAGUUAGACUACUGUAACCGGGGCCAGUUAGACAAAGUUGACCAAUUGGAUUACAGGAAAUCGCUUGAAAAGCCUUAACUAUUAAUGGUGUCCAAAGCUCAUUCUUAAUGAGAAAAUCAACUAUCAGUCAAAUAUCACUGAAUUGAUUGUAAAAGAUAAGGUGAAAAUGGCUUGAGAAUCGGCAGCAUGCGCCUUUUAUGCCAUAAUUCUUACAUCUUUAUCUACAUGUAGCUAUUUAACUUUCAUCCUAUACACCUGUGGAGGCGGUUGUGGUCGAGCGGUUAACUGCACGAACUCCACUUUGUCUCUCUUCACUCAGGUGUAUAAAUGGGUACCGGCGACAUACUGCCGGAGGGUAACCCUGCGAUGGACUAGCAUCCCGUCCAGAGGGGAGUAGCAAUACUCCUAGGCAUACCUCAUGCUAAGGAAACCGGAAUAAUAUGAGCUCCGGCCGUUUGAGCCUUUGGCUCCUGUGAGCCUUUGCCGUUACCCUUAAUUUACAUAUUAUUAUAGCUAUUUAACUUUCAUCCUUUGCAUCUCAGUAAUACGUACGAGAAGGUGCAGACCAACGCAAAACAGAUCUGGAAGUUUGAGCGUUACUACCUGGUUACGGAAUACAAGCAGAGACCUGUCUUAAUACCACCGUUCAUUAUCUUGAAUCAUGUGAUCUACGCUAUAAGAUUCUUGUACCGCUGCUGUUUCAAGAAAUCUUGCAAUCGAAAUGGAAAUCAAGACGCUGCUUCUAAAGUGAAAAGUAAGACGUCUAGUUUUUAA